AGUUUAGGUUAGGUUUAGAACUUGAAACACACCAGCGAACCAACCCGGAGCACGGGAUCUGCAGCAAGUCCCGCAUCCGAUCAACAGUGCAAAUCACCGAAAACCGUCUGCAAUCAAUGGCCUCGCUGCUGAAGCUCUCGGUUACCGGGCUCCGGGCGUACGGUGCCCGCAGCCACCAGCUGUUAUUACGGCGCAACAAGGUAUCCAAUGCCGAUCAGUUCCGGGCUGCCCUGGUCAACGUACCACCGACCGAGGUGACGACGCUUGACAGCGGGCUUCGGGUAGCAAGCGAAGAUUCGGGCUCGCAGACUGCCACGGUCGGCCUGUGGAUCGAUGCUGGUUCCCGCUACGAGGACAACAGCAACAACGGUGUGGCGCACUUCCUCGAACACAUUGCGUUCAAGGGCACGGCCAAGCGCUCGCAGACCGAUCUCGAGCUGGAGGUGGAGAACAUGGGGGCGCACCUGAACGCGUACACGUCCCGUGAGCAGACCGUCUUCUACGCCAAGUGCCUGGCGAAGGACGUGUCGCGCUCGGUCGAGAUACUGUCCGACAUAAUCCAGAACUCAAAGCUGGGUGAGGCGGAAAUCGAACGCGAACGAGGCGUGAUCCUGCGCGAGAUGCAGGAAGUCGAAAGUAACCUGCAGGAGGUGGUGUUCGAUCAUCUGCACGCGACCGCCUACCAGGGAACCCCGCUCGGCAACACCAUUCUCGGCCCGACCAAGAACAUCCAGUCGAUUGGCAAGGCCGACCUACAGGCGUACAUCAGCACCCACUACAAGGCACCGCGCAUCGUGCUGGCCGCAUCCGGUGGCGUACAGCACGGCGAGCUGGUCAAGCUGGCCGAGCAGCACCUAGGCAAGAUCAGCUCGACCGUCGACGGUGCGGCUCAGCUGUCACCGUGCCGCUUCACCGGUUCGGAGGUGCGCGUCCGGGACGAUUCGCUGCCGCUCGCGCACGUAGCCAUCGCCGUCGAGGGGUGCGGUUGGACCGACCAGGACAACGUACCGCUGAUGGUGGCAAACACGCUCAUCGGUGCGUGGGAUCGCUCGCAGGGCGGUGGUGCUAACAACGCGUCCCAACUGGCGGUUGCGUCCGCCACCGACAACCUUUGCCACAGCUACCAGUCGUUCAACACCUGCUACAAGGAUACCGGUCUCUGGGGCAUCUACUUCGUGUGCGAUCCGCUCCGGUGCGAGGACAUGCUGUUCAACGUGCAGGGCGAGUGGAUGCGCCUCUGCACGAUGGUUACCGAGGCCGAGGUCGAGCGCGCCAAGAACCUGUUGAAGACGAACAUGUUGCUGCAGCUGGACGGGACAACGCCGAUCUGCGAGGACAUCGGGCGCCAGAUGCUGUGCUACAACCGGCGCAUUCCGCUUCACGAGCUCGAGCAGCGAAUUGAUAGUGUUACUGCUCAGAAUGUGCGCGAUGUGGCCAUGAAGUACAUCUUCGACCGCUGCCCAGCCGUCGCUGCCGUCGGUCCGGUCGAAAACCUGCCCGAUUACGUCCGUAUCCGCUCCUCCAUGCACUGGGUUCGCGUCUAGACGAAGGGCGCUAAAACAUCGGCCCCGUCUCUCCAUCCGAGGCGGUUGCAAUACCGUGGCCGUAUACCACACCACACUCGUUCCUUCCGUUUCUUUUAUAAAUAGUAGGAAAAAGCAAAUUUCAGGAGAACGAUUAUUGCGUAAUAUAAAGCGAUAAACAAUAAAUGUAAAAAGCAAA
Molecule: messenger RNA, 1722 nt
Organism: Anopheles aquasalis
Lineage: Eukaryota; Metazoa; Arthropoda; Insecta; Diptera; Culicidae
Product: mitochondrial-processing peptidase subunit beta
Cellular component (GO): mitochondrion
Molecular function (GO): metalloendopeptidase activity; metal ion binding
Source: RefSeq, a predicted model, not a curated record